AUGUCUACCCAAUCAACCGCGACCACUCGCUAUCUCGAGGCAGAUGGCAUUCGUUUCGCCUACCGCCUCAUUGGCAAUUCGACUAUCAAUGGCACUGACAGCCCACCACCUCUCCUCAUGUUGAACCACAUUCGCUCAACCAUCGAUCUUGGUGGACCUGUCGGGACAAGCAUCAAAGAUUUCAGCAGGAACCUGAUAUCCUUCUUGCAAGCUCUCCUCCUAAUCCUAAACACCCCCAUUGUGGAUGUGCUUGGCUUCUCUUUGGGAGGAUAUGUCGCACAGCAGCUCGUCCUCGAUGCACCUGACCUCGUCCAUCGACUCGUCCUUUCCGGCACCGGACCUAGUCUUGGCCCAAACCUACAACGCCCAAUGGCAGAAAUCCAGUCAGACGUUUUCGAAGACCCUGCAGUCGUUGCCAACGCCGUCGCAGCGUUCUUCCCUGCCAUUGUCUCCGAUUACGGGUAUGCAUGGAUCAAUCGCUCGCUCAGCAGCCGUGCUGGCAUCGCCGGUACCAACGGGGAACCACCGAUAGCGCCAUUCACGGGCGGAGUAGCACUUCAAAAUCUGACGGAGGCAUAUCUUAGUUGGGACUCGGACCCAGCGCCAUACUCUCUGCUGCAGACGAUACAAAAAGAUGUUCUCGUAACCGUGGGCCAGAACGACUUGGUCAUACCGACAAACAACGGCAUUGUCUUAGGACAUCAACUCCCGAGAGCCAAUCUAGUCCAGUAUCCAACCAGCGGCCACGGCCACCUCUUUCAAUAUGCUGGAAUUGCCGCCAAGCAGAUUUCUGGGUUCCUCAAUGGAGACACCUGGCCAAUAUCACCAUUCUCGGCCGAAUUUGUGGACUCAAUCAUCCAAGCCUAUGGCGGGCUCGAUCGAUACUCAAAGCUCUCCAAUGUAGAGCUCAAGUUCGACUUCACUGGGGCGACCCUGGGUCUCAAGGGUAGACAUACACACCUGACUCCAAUCGCCUCCGUGUCGACGACAGAACAAAAGGUAUCCUACCGCGGACUUGGUGGGCCUGCCGAUGAGGUCUGGGUCUUUACGCCUACCAAGGUCAACAAGCAGCGUCCUGACGGCAGCAUCAUCGGAUCUCGAGAAAAUCCACGACAAGCUUUUGCCGAUCACAAGAUGGAAACUCCGUGGGACGAUUUCCACUUCUUAUACUUCUCGGGAUAUGCUCUUUGGCAGUACAUCAACUUCCCGUAUCUGCUAGCUCGGGGCGAUAUCACGACCAAGGAAAUUGCCUCCCAUCAGGAGCAGGGCGAGACUUGGAGGGUGCUGAAGGUCACAUUUCCAGAUCCGUCUGCGUUUGCAUCACACAGCACCGUGCAGAAGUACUACUUCAACGACAAGCUUGAGCUGGUACGACACGACUACGCGCCUGAUGUUUUGGCUGGAGCACCGGCAGCACACUACACUGUGGACAACGUUGUUGUGGAUGGCAUGAAGUUCUCUACAUCACGGCGCGUUGUGGCAUUGGGCCCGGAUGGAACCCCAAUGUACAAUGGACCGAUUCCAACACUGAUCAACCUUGCAUUUAGAAAGAUUGCAUUGAAAGGCAGUGCCGCGGUGGAAGGUCCAGAGAACGUAUGGUCUCUGACUGAUGCCCCAUCGCCACGGGAAUAG
This is a messenger RNA of Zasmidium cellare ATCC 36951, 1632 nucleotides long. RefSeq lists its product as uncharacterized. The record is from RefSeq and is a predicted model, not a curated record. NCBI's taxonomy places the organism in Eukaryota, Fungi, Ascomycota, Dothideomycetes, Mycosphaerellales, Mycosphaerellaceae. The coding region runs from base 1 to 1632 and encodes 543 amino acids. The transcript is spliced from 3 exons.